GUCUUUAUUUUCGGAAAGACAAAGAGAAAGAGCGGAAGAAAAAACUGAAGCUGAAAAAUACCUUCUGUGACUGCCGACUGGUGCCUGGUAGAGUGGUAUGCAGGAAUCAACAAAGAAAAAUUUUAAGUUAGAGGGGCUGACUGAGUUGAUGAAAAAAGAUCAAAAUCAAGAUGAAGAUGAAGAAAAGAAAGGCUGAUUUGGUUGCUUAGUGGAUUGCUAAAAAUUGUUAUCAAGAUUGCUGUGUUUGUUUUUUCUCGACAUGGUUUCCCCAAAUCCUAAUGCUGAGAAAGCAGUAGUGCCAAAGAAAGAGAUCAUGGAUUUUGAGUUGCCACUUGAGCCCUCAAACGCAGGGCAUGUUGAGACAUUGUAGGAUCGGGGAAACCGAAGCUUCAACGUUACACAUUGCGUUCAGGGACUAAACUCAAGGAAGAAAAGCCACCGGCCCCUGAAUUAUCAAACCCUUUUUCCACUUCUGUAUCUAAGCCACUACGACUCAGACCCCUUUUCUAGGCCACCGAGCCAUGGAGAUGGAGCCCAGAUUUAGGCCUAUUCAAAAAAGUAAUUAAGGGGUUUUGGGCCCAACUCAAGCAAGCUAAAGCUCAGUUUCAGCCCAAACUCAAUUUUGGACUCUGUUUUGCAGCAAGCCUCAGCCCAGACCAAAAAACAAUGUUCUCCAUCACCACCACGCUUCCAAGGCGACCCAUACUCAAAGCUUCAAUGCCUGUGGCUUUCUACUUCUAAUAUUAACACUGAAUUUCAAAUCUCUGCAACUCAAUUAUAGACUAUAGAGAAACAAAGCAAAAACAAAUGAUGGGUACCUCUGAAUCAGACGAUUGCUCCUUUGUUUGGGACGAGAAUUCUCAGCUCUAUUUCCAUGCCAGUAGUGGAUUUUACCAUGACCCAGUUGCUGGAUGGUACUAUAGUGGUAGAGAUGGGCUUUAUUACAAGUUUGAGAAUGGAAAUUAUGUGCUUAUGGAGUCUGAAAAGAGUGGUGAAGGUGAAAUUGAUCAGAACAAAGAAACUGGUUAUGAUAAUCCCAGUCAAGAUGAAACAUUUAGAUGUGGCAGCAAUGAAAAUUUCCAUGCAUUCCAGGGAGAUGAAUGUGAAGUUUACCAGUGUAUAGAGACUACUCCUGAUGAAAACAGGCUAGGCGACACAGAGUGCUCCAACAGUAGUGAACCUGAAAAUCCACCUCCUCCAUCGGAAUGGUUAGAAGAUACACUUAUUGAACUUUAUUUGUCUGGUUAUUCCAAGCCAGUAGUUACUGAUUCUGAUCAUGUGAUGAUGCCCUUGGAAACAGAUGAUGCACUGCCUGCUGAAGGGACCAGUGAUGCUUAUGAGCUGGAAGGAGAAUGGUGUCCAAAGAACCAUUGUGAUGUAACUAAUUCAAGUGGAAAUGUCUUAGAUGAAGGUGCGUCAUGGGAUGAAGAAAACUGGCGAGCACAGUAUGGUCAAGUCAUUAAAUCUGGGGAAGAGCCAAUGCCAGAAUUUGAAGUUGUGGAUUUAUGGGACUGGGAAAAGGUUACAGGGACCAGAAAGGAUGGAAAAGGUGAGGUGGUGAGGCUGGUUGGAAGAUUAGUGAGAAGGUCUGCCAAGUGUCAUCCGUCCAUGCCUUCAGGUGGUGGUCUCCUAAAAACUGCCCCAAUAUGUGAAGUACAUCUUGAUCUGGUACGAGUCACGUCAGGUCAAGUUUAUAAGUUGCGGACACCAAAUGCAAGAUACCUAGCUUCAUUGUCAACUUAUGAUUCUUCCAACCCAACAAAAGAUUGGGGAUUCCCUGAAUUAUUAGUAGAUAGUCACUCUCUCCCAUUCUCUAAAUCUAGUGGAAACCAUGUAUCAAAAACUGCAGAUGGAGUAUCCACCAGCAAAGAUUUUUCUACAUUACCAGAUAAUCUUUCCACAUUUGGACAGCAGAGAAUCCAUGUGUAUAGGGACAGAGCUGCCGAGAGAAGAACCUUGCAUGGGGGUUUUGGAGUGGCCCCUGGACAAAAGAAUUCAAAGUUUGAUGAAGAUGAACAGUCAUCAUCAUAUGCUUCUGCCAAUACAGAAGAAGCUGCAGCCGAGGCCUUGAACAUGUCAUUUGGAGCUGGUAGUUAUGCCAGAAAACUUCUGAAAGGCAUGGGCUGGAAGGAGGGGGAGGGACUUGGCAGCACUACAAAGGGGAUGGUGGAACCAAUACAGGCAGUUGGAAACGUUGGUAACGCUGGAUUGGGGUGGCCUCAGGGAAUAGCAAAGCACCAUUGAGAUAACGGAACAUAUCCAGCAUAUACAAGUGUAGUCCCAAUUGUUAAGGCUAUUACAAGCGUUUAGCUCUUUCUUUUUAGCUCUCUCUCUCUCUCUCUCUCUAGUUUAUAGUGGUCCUUAGCCAAAUCUGCUUAUUGUUCUCAAAUCUUUUUUUAAAUGAUGAAAUCCUACCAUAUUUUUCGGUGGUGUGGUAGUCUA
Molecule: messenger RNA, 2442 nt
Organism: Quercus robur (English oak)
Lineage: Eukaryota; Viridiplantae; Streptophyta; Magnoliopsida; Fagales; Fagaceae
Exons: 14
Coding region: 808-2244 (478 amino acids)
Biological process (GO): mRNA splicing, via spliceosome
Cellular component (GO): nucleus
Molecular function (GO): RNA binding
Source: RefSeq, a predicted model, not a curated record